Messenger RNA from Ooceraea biroi (clonal raider ant), 1284 nucleotides. RefSeq names its product proteasome alpha2 subunit (gene Prosalpha2). Gene Ontology annotation, biological process: ubiquitin-dependent protein catabolic process. The record is from RefSeq and is a predicted model, not a curated record. NCBI's taxonomy places the organism in Eukaryota, Metazoa, Arthropoda, Insecta, Hymenoptera, Formicidae. Gene Ontology annotation, cellular component: proteasome core complex; proteasome core complex, alpha-subunit complex.
UCAAACCGCUUCAAGCUUCAUGGCACUUGUGGCACUUCUCUCUGUUACUUGACUGCUUGUAUUAUUGCAAAGUAAUUGUCAUGGCAUCGGAGCGGUAUAGUUUCUCGUUAACAACUUUUAGCCCGUCAGGCAAGUUAGUGCAGAUCGAGUAUGCCUUGGCUGCGGUAGCUGCUGGUGCACCGAGUGUGGGCAUCAAGGCAUUGAAUGGCGUCGUUCUCGCCACGGAGAACAAGCACAAGUCCAUUCUCUAUGAUGAGCACAGUGUCAGUAAGGUUGAAAUGAUCACCAAGCACAUCGGAAUGGUCUACAGCGGCAUGGGUCCAGACUAUAGAUUGCUGGUGAAGCAAGCGCGUAAGAUGGCACAGCAGUAUCUCCUGGUUUAUCGGGAGCCCAUUCCGACCGCGCAGCUCGUGCAACGCGUUGCGAUGGUCAUGCAAGAAUACACACAGUCUGGUGGAGUCAGACCCUUCGGUGUGUCCCUUCUGAUAUGCGGUUGGGACAACGACAGGCCUUACUUGUUCCAGUGCGAUCCGUCCGGCACGUAUUUCGCGUGGAAGGCGACCGCGAUGGGCAAAAACUUCAUCAACGGCAAAACGUUCCUCGAGAAGAGGUACAGCGAGGAUCUGGAGCUGGACGACGCCGUUCACACUGCUAUUCUUACGCUAAAGGAGGGAUUCGAGGGUCAGAUGACCGCGGACAAUAUCGAAGUUGGUAUUUGUGACGCGAGUGGAUUUAGAAAGCUGGAUCCUUCCAAUGUCAAGGAUUACCUUGCUAAUAUUCCUUAAAUUUCAUUUCGUAAAUGUGUAUUAUGAAAGUAAAAUCUUGAAAAUUGCUUCGUAUCAGAUACUUGUAAUAAAUUCUGUUAUCCAAAGAAACGAUGAAGUGAUUGAAGUGUUUUUCUUUCGCGCGACGAUGCUAAAACUCGUAUAUAUAAUUGCAAAAAUCGUAUUCAUAAAUUUUGUAAUAUAACAAGAUUAUUACAUAUUUAUAUAUUGAUAUAUGUAUCGUGCUUGAAUUAUUUGGGCUAUGCAUAAGAAAAUUAUUCCUAUAGAUUAUUAAAUUGAAAACCAUAAAUGGGAUGAAGACCGAUAAUAUAAAAAUAACAUCCGAAAUAAAAUCUAUCACUUACAUGGGAAAGUGAUUUAAUAUAUAUAUUUUUUUUAUUAUUAAAUUUCGUUUCUAUGUUGAAACAAUAUUACAUAUUCAUAUAUUGAUAUAUGUAUCGGAUUUAAACUAUUUGAGAGAUUAUUAUUUUAUUUCUACAGAUUAUUGGAAAACUAUAAA